GACUAUGCACACAGACUGACAACAGAUGAUUUUGAAGUCUACUUCAGUGGAAAGAAAAGAAUUCUCCCUCAGAACACUGAUCUGAGGGAGCUCUGAAAGCCAGGAGAUGUAUGUUUUUAACCUGACGUCACUCACCGAGUCUGAAAACGUCUUGUCAGCUUUGGUGUAUUAUUAUAUUGGUGAUCUGCUGCAUGCUAGGCCAAACUGUUCCCAAUCCAGAGGCUGUUCUCGUCAUGGGCACAGGAAACCUGAAAUUCAGAUACAUCUUUCAGUUUGGACCUUUCCUUCUGCUGGGAAUCAGACUCGGAGCCUGGGACAUUUCCUAAUAAAUGUCUCCACUGCUUACCAGGAUGUCCUUUCCUGGCAGUGGAAGGAUAUCACUGAGCUCCUGCAUGAAGCGAAACAAAACAAUGACCUCCUGAUCAGUGUCAAAAUGGAUCUGACCAGCCAUCACCCCUGGAAAAGGGCACCUUCUCGCUAUGAACCCUACAUUCUGAUUUAUGCCAAUGAUUCUGCUAUUUCAGAGCCAGAGAGCGUUGUCUCUAGUCUGCAAGGACACCGUCGUCCUCUGGCAAGGGUCUUUCCCAGGCCAGAAAACCAUGUGAGGAGCAGCCUUGGGAAGCGUCGGAGAAAACGCUCCGCAAACAUUCUGUUGCCAUUACAGAAUAAUGAGCUUCCAGGAGCUGAAUACCAGUACAAUGAGGAUGAGAGAUGGGAAGACAGAAAACCCUACAAAACCUUGCAGCCACGGUUGGCAGAGAGAACAAAGAGUAAGAAAAAGCAGAGGAAGAAUCAUCACCAGAAGAGCCAGACUCUCCAGUUCGAUGAGCAAACGCUGAAGAAGGCGAGGAGGAAGCAGUGGAAUGAGCCAAGGUAUUGCGCCCGGCGCUAUCUCAAGGUGGAUUUUGCAGACAUUGGCUGGAGUGAGUGGAUUAUUUCCCCUAAAUCCUUCGACGCCUAUUACUGCUCAGGGGAAUGCCAAUUCCCAAUUCCAAAGGCCCUGAAGCCAUCCAACCAUGCCACCAUCCAGAGCAUAGUGAGAGCUGUUGGGGUUGUCCCAGGCAUUCCCGAGCCUUGCUGUGUUCCUGACAAAAUGUCUUCUCUUAGUAUCUUAUUCUUCGAUGAAAACAAAAAUGUGGUUCUUAAGGUGUACCCCAACAUGACAGUGGAAUCCUGUGCAUGCAGAUAACAUCUUGGGAGACCCCUUUUGAAAUGCUGAGAAAAAACAUAAAAAUCCAAACAAUGAGGAUGGAAAUGGAAUGGAUUCCAAAUAUCAGUUCCAAGUAAAGAGAAUAUGAACUUCAUUCAUCUCUGAACUUGACCCAGAGACAAGUCUUGGCAAUGGGGACUGACUGUUUCUGUUGAAAUCAAGAGGUGAAAGAGGAAUUUGCAGAAGACUCUUCAAGGUUGUUGAGACUGCCAGAAGGACAUACUGAUCUAUUUUUGUACCAGAUUUUGGAAGCAGCAGUAGCUAUUAAUUUUUGUCUCCAUUCUUAUGGUGACUAAUGGGUAGGGAGACUAGAAAUAUACUGUUCUCCAUUUUAAAGGUAAGCUUUCUGCCUUAGGUUGUUGAGUAGUGCAGCAAGGAAUAUGAACAAGUCCAACAUCCUAAGAGCCUUAAAUAAUCCAAUUUAGACAUAUAUCUCCUUGGUAUGACAUGUCACCAACUGCAUGUGUGUAUUCAUUUUCAUUGACGUAUUCUUCGUAAUUCAGCUUAUUUAGAUGUCAGUGCCUUCAGUUGGAAGAACACAAAACACACUACUGCUGUGUGCAUAAUUGUGAUAUCUCAAAAGCAAAGACUUUUCUUUCAUGCCACUAUGGAAACUCAGCAGGCCAAGGGUAUGAAAGUAUCACGCUCAGUGAAGUGUCUGAGUGACUUGUUCGCAACACAUAUUCUAGAACAUAGCUGCAAAUAAUCUAUGAGUAAAUCACGGUAGUUGAUUCCUGAAGUGAAAUUCUUUGGUGCACAAUUCUUAUCUGCAGGCUUUCACUAAGAUUAUUUGUUCAAAACUGCCUCUGGUUGGUGAGUUUUGAUUGUUACAUAAAUCAGAUAGUAGAUUUUUUUUUUCCUAUCUCAAGUUCACUUCUACUCUGAAAAUGAAAUUUGUGGUACCUAUGCUGUCAAUUUAAAUUUCUUUUAAAAAUUCAUUUGAGAAACUACAAGCAGGAAAGAAAACAUCUAAUGAAUCUCAGGCACAGCUGCUAAAAAAGUUUGUUCUGUUACAGAGUAAAUGUUCACAGAAGUACUUUAGACAGAACCCUGGUUCCAUUUCCAGCAGCAGGAUCUGUAGAGGAUGAUGCUUUUUAAAGCACUUCUGACUGGUGGGAGAGAUGGUUUAGUUUGCGCUAAGAGUAAACAUCAAACAACCUUUUCCGUGAGUUACCUACAUAACUGACUCUCUGAAAUAGGGCAAAUAUUCAUAGGGAAUAAAUUAAUUCCCCACCAUCAUGAAAGUUCUCUACUACGGAGCCAGCAUUCUGCAGCGUAUUGAAGGUGAAAACAGUUUUCCUAUCUAUGUACAUGCCUUUUGGCUGCUUCAUAGCUAUUUGGGGCUGGUUUAAACACUUGGUCAUUGAUCUUUGUAUUUGGUCACUGGUGCUAUUGUGUUUACCAACCUGAGUAAUGUGCAUGUGCGAAGGUGUGAGAGGUGUGGAGGUAGAAUAGGUAGCCUAGGGAUCCUUUCAGCAAACACUUUUUACCUGCACAGAGUCUCAGUUGAAGCUGACAGGAGUUUAACUUUAAAAAAAAAAAAAAAAGAAAAAAGAACACCAAUUAGUCCCAGAUGCAAGUUAUGCUUGUGGCCCUUCCCUUACCCUGCUUGAACAGCAUGCUCCUGCAGUCAGGUUCCUGGAGUGUCACUGGAUACAUGUUUAUUGGCUCCAAUUAAGCAAUGCUAAUUAGCAUAGCUAUCCAACCUGAUUGCAAGAGCUCUGUAGCAGCGUAUUGCCUUGAAGAAUCUGUUUGCUGGAACUGGAAAAGUCUCAAUUUCUAGAGAACAAGUGCCAUUUUCAGCAUAUAGGAGCAGAACUGCCAUCAAACCCAAGCACAGAACCAAGUGUGAAGCUGUGCACAUUUAGAUCACGGUUCAUCUGAUCCACUUCCGCAUGCAGAAGAGAAGUCAGACAUUCUGUAUGCAAAUCGGAUGGACUUAAAAACAGGAGAAAAAAGGCUGUGCUUUUCUCUUGGCUGAAAAGACAAGCCAAGACAACUAAGCUUUUUUUCACAGCUGUGUCUUGGUAAUAAAAAAGAGCCUGUCUUUCUGGUGCAGAGCUGUGUGGGCUCCUGUCUGGACUUUAAGGACAGGCAGAAGCAGUGAUGUGCACAGGCUACCAGUACCAUAGGGCUCACCUUUUCAUCCCCUGGUCCGCUUCUGGGCCUGGUAUCAUUAGGACACAUGGGGGAUGCCACUGGUUAAACUGGGAGCUGACUCGGAUUUUCAGUAGACAUCAGGCCCUGCAAGCAAAAACAGAUGCAGUGAGUUUCGAUAGUUGUCUUUUGUAAGAGCUGCACAGGUAAGUCCAUCAUUUUAUACAAUUCAGUGUGACAAUGGCUAGUAUUAAAAAACACAGAAGCUCAAACAAUAAACCUAGCUAAAUCUAAUAUCCAAUUUGUAGCGAACUUGUGGCAAAAUAGAUUUCAUAGAGCUUGGCAAGGCAACCUUGGCUUUGUGCCAGUACGUCGCAUUUCUUUGUUCAAGGUGAUCUGGCUGGUGAUGAGUACCACUCUUACCACCAGAAUAAUUUCCUUCACAGUGUUUUUGAGACUCGAGGUGCACAUCUCUUGUCCUGAGUAGAAAGGUGGGAGCUGCUCAGUAGCCCCCGAGGGCUGGAUUUCUCAGCGCAUCGCCCUGUACUAGGAUUACAGCACGUACCUCCCUUAGAAUAGCACCAGACUACACCUCAAACAGCACAGAGGAGAAAGUACCUCACAGUUUUCUAACUCCCCAUGGGAGGGCUGGGGGGAAUCAUCCUACUGCAAAUGAGACUGCUGCCUUGGAGAAGGGCAGUCCCCCAGGGAAAACUCAGGGGGAAUGGGGACCCCACAAGAUGAGGAGUUGCUGAGCCCCAGCCCCCUGCUUGCUGGGGAUGAAUUGGAGUGUCUGGUUCUUGAGCAGAAGGCCAGGACUGAGCUGAGCCCAGCUCAAUCUGUGAAUGGUGUCUGGCACAAGCAGUACUGGGGACAGGGCUCCUCAGAAGAAAAUGCAGAGGUCAGAUGCACCCUGGCUCUCUCCUUGGAUGGUAGGAGAGUUACCAAGAUCAGAAUAGGGUGUUGGCGGCCAAGCUUCCCAACUCCUGUGCUGCAGAGCAGAGGCACUAACAAAAUAUAGGUGUUUCCUCAGCACAGCCAUCUGGGGCAGCUGUGCUCUGAGUCACAAUUUGGGACUGAAGCCGAGUCCAAGGCUAUAGGCACUGCUUUCCAGUGCUGUGAUGAGACAGCCUGGAAAUGACCUUAAAGGCAUCACCUGAAAAUGAACAUGAAUAUGUUAAGCUUGGUUUUCAGUGGGCUACAGCAGGACCUUGUCAUGAACCGUAUCAUGUAGAAUAGGUGCAGUCUUCCAGGCAAAAUGUGAUCUUGCUCUUCCAACUCUGUGCCGAGUGUUCUUUUAAGUUAACUGUAUAGAAAUGAGACAUUUUAUGCCCACAACUUGUUUUACAUUUGAAUCUGUAAGCAAAACUUUCUAUAUAAAGCCAUGUCUAGCAUCAGUAAUAUAUUAAUCACAAAGGAAUUGAUUUCUUUAUAUAACUCUGUAUUAGUAGGGACCUCAAAAUAACUUCCAACUCAUUAUUAAUCACUGUUUUAAUCUCAGAUCAGCAUGGGAAGCUUUACCUACCUGUUCUGGUUUUUGAAAUACUAUUAAUUGAUAAAUGGCUCUGCUUUCCAUCUAAUUACGUGGUAUGUGAUGCCCGUGCAUUAUUUUAUGGCUGGCUUAAAAGAUGGGGAGGAGAAUACCUUGAGCUACACAAGCUCUCUCUUCAGGCUCUUCUGGGAGCAAAGCCCCCAGUGAGGAGCAGACUGUGAGGAGGCUGCUGCAGAAAGCUCUUGAAAAUCUCACUCUUGGAGACUGAAUAGAGAAUCUCACAGUAAGUGUGCAAAAUACAGAGUGCAAAAUAAAAUUUGCUUAUCCUGCAGUGUAGUACCUUGACACAGGAGAAUUGCCUGCUAGAACCAAUGGUGCUGUUCCCUGGGAGGGUCACAAGGCAGGUUGUGUUUUUUGCUUUGUCUGGGGGCCCUGACCUUGCAAGAAGCAGGGCAGGCACCUUUCAUGAGGUGCUGAGCAGCCCUGGGGUUGCAAGUCACUGUGCACCGCUGCAGGGCUGGCCCAAAAGCUUUGCAUGCUCAUCUCUGAGGAAAGGCUCAGCAGUUUUCAGGAUGUUUUCUUUAGCAACCCAAUUCUUGUAAAAACAGCCUUUUAAAAUGAUUUCUGUUGAAAGGUUAAACUUUGUACAGGUGAUGUCAAUUAAAAAAAAUUAAAAUAACCCCCCAAAAAGAAAAGAUAUUUUGUAUAUGGAAAGAAACUUUAACAGAUGCUUUUAAUUUAUUUAAUAUCUGUGGCCAUCUUGUCCUCUUAAUGUUUUCUUCUUUAUCACAGUGCUCUUUAAACAAUACAAUUUUCUCUGUUGUUGCAAAGAUGAAAUGCUAGGACCGUAGUCAAGUUCACGAGGACAGGUCGCAGCCACACUGUGAAGGGCAUGUUUCACUACUGAUGUAUAAGCUUGCCUGAUUUGUACUUUCUUCCCUACAAUAAUGGGAGAAUUUCACUAGGAACUCUGGAAAAAAUAUAAAAUAAAAUAACUUGUU
Athene cunicularia (burrowing owl) is the source of this 5800-nucleotide messenger RNA. It is a transcript of the gene BMP3, whose product is annotated as bone morphogenetic protein 3. The record is from RefSeq and is a predicted model, not a curated record. Bases 107 to 1189 code for a protein of 360 amino acids. Gene Ontology annotation, molecular function: growth factor activity; cytokine activity. Lineage: Eukaryota; Metazoa; Chordata; Aves; Strigiformes; Strigidae. Gene Ontology annotation, biological process: SMAD protein signal transduction; BMP signaling pathway. The transcript is spliced from 4 exons. Gene Ontology annotation, cellular component: extracellular region.